UUUAUUCCAAACAACUCAAGCCUUUUAUUAUUUAAGCUCUUCAAUAAUUCCAAAACACUAAAUAACCUUGAACUAAGUGGUAGCUGCUCGCACCUCAUGGAAAACCAAGAGGAAUUGAACUCAAACAUAGGAGAUUCACAUAUUCAAGAGGGAGGAAACGAUGCUAUCAACACAUCAAUGGUGUUGCCCCAACAAGUUACUUUCAGUUCUUUGUUGAAUGGAGACAAUGAUGCUGUUGAAGAACAAAUGAUUUGUGAUUUUGAAUCUACAAUUCCCAAGGAGGAACCUAGAGACGAAAAUGAUAUCAUAACAAGUGAGAAUGUUACCGCUGCUGCUGAGAGAUAUCAAAAUCUGAAUAUUUCGUUGGAAAAGGAGGGAUUGAAUUCAAUUAAUAAAUCUUCACAGGAUCAUGGGAGAGAAAUGUCUGAUAGAGGAUUCAAUCUAAACCAAACCCCUUCCCAAUCACCUUUACUUGAAGCCAUUGCUACACCAAUGAUGUUGCCCCAACCAAUCACAUUCAGUUCUCUGUUGAAUGGAGAUGAUCUUGCUACUGAAGAAAAGAUGCUUUCUGAAUUACAAUCUUCAUUUCCAGAGCCUGAAGAAGCAAUGGCUGGACAGGUUCAACCAUAUAGCCCUAUUACUACAAGGGAUACUGAAGAUUAUGAUACAACAUUAACUCUAUCUUUGAGGGAGCAAAUUCACAACAUGACAAGUGUGAAUGUUACAAAUCCUCAGAGAAAAUUGAGCAUUUCAUUGGGAAAGCAACCAAUAGUAAUGCAACAUGGAGAUGAUCGUCCUUUGAAACGAACCAUUGAAGUUGGAGAGUCUUCCACUGCUAAAUAUCAAAAGAAGGAUCCACCUCCUAUGGUUGUUGUUGCAAAUGAAGUAAGGAACUACAAUGCUUCAAACAACGCCUCUAGAUUAAUGCAAGUGAGGAACUAUAAUGCUUCAAGCAACACUUCUCGAUUAAUGGAAAUGAGGAACUAUAGUCUUCCAAUCAACAUCUCUGAUCCCAAUCCAGUUCCAAAUACUCUAUAUCACCCCCAAUACGAGGUCAUGGGUAUUUCAGGUGACCCCUAUAUUAGAGCGAUGAAGGCAUUAGGUUAUCAUCAAGAGAGAGAUUGGUAUUUCAUAUUCAAAUGAAGAAUGGUUGGGAUUUUGGAGAGAAGAUGAAUUAAAUAAAUUGGUUGAAACUCAACUUUUUUUUAAAAUUGAUUAUUAUCUUCCAUCAAUUACAGUAAUUUGUAAUAUGUUUUUUUUUGUCCGAGUGAUCACUUAAACAUUUUCUUCAUAU
Lathyrus oleraceus (garden pea) is the source of this 1294-nucleotide messenger RNA. RefSeq lists its product as uncharacterized. The transcript is spliced from 12 exons. The coding region runs from base 97 to 1143 and encodes 348 amino acids. NCBI's taxonomy places the organism in Eukaryota, Viridiplantae, Streptophyta, Magnoliopsida, Fabales, Fabaceae. The record is from RefSeq and is a predicted model, not a curated record.